AACUCCUCUUGACUUUUAUCAAACUUAUCAAACAUACCUCCUCAGCACCUGCUACAUAUACUCGCCUAAGUAACUGAAGUAGUCAUGCACACGGAUAACACAUCUGGUGAUCAGCUACCCUUCGACGAGCUUCCUAUAGAUGGUGCAGAUGAUUUGCCGACUGACGUAUCUGCCAACAUCCUAGACGGACCAUCCGAUCGCGAGAAUUGCAGUUCGGGUUCAUUGUUCCUCAACGUGGAGACCAAUCCAUCCAACGGCAUGCCUGCCGACGAAGCAAAAUUCGAGCAGCUGUCCUGCGUGGACAUUGAUCCCAUGGAAAUCCCACAACCUGACAUGGAUGACCUAUAUGGAGGUGAAGAGGGUACUGUCAAGCCUUGCAGGAAAGGCAUUCGGAUGAGCACGGAGGAUUCGGAUUCGUCCAAUUCCGUUAUCGACCCUUUUCCAGACACCACACUAGACCAGGGCGAUGUCCACUACCCAAUAAUCUCCCAUAGGCCCGUAUCUACGCAUAAAGGACUUUCAGAUAUACAACGGCGUCUAGAUGCUUUGGCGGACACUCUCAGAGCUACCAAGCCGAUUUCACCAGCGAAGGCGAGGAGCUAUAUGGAGAUGUCUACCCCCCCACCUUAUGACAGCGAAGCGGGACCCGCGAAUACGCACGAACAACUGUACGCUCGGACAGUGCCUGGCAACAACAACUUAGAAACGAUCCAAGCCACUGAGCCGUUUACCGAGUCGAACAUUCUCCCUUCGAUUGAGUCUACAUCGAUGGAAACGGACGAUCGUGUUAAUUCUCAAGGCGCCGAUUCGGAACUGUCGCAGACUACCCUGAAAUAUGGCAUCGAGAUCUACACAAGCAGUGCGGCCCGUACGGCAUAUGACAAGGCUCGGAGAGAAGCUUUCAGGCGAUAUCGACAGGAAAAAGGUUGCCCAUUUCUAGGCGACCGACUCUCGAAUUUUAUCGCCAAGAGACUAGCGGGAUACUUCUCGCCUAAAUUCUUUGGUUGA
Molecule: messenger RNA, 1008 nt
Organism: Dacryopinax primogenitus
Lineage: Eukaryota; Fungi; Basidiomycota; Dacrymycetes; Dacrymycetales; Dacrymycetaceae
Exons: 5
Coding region: 85-1008 (307 amino acids)
Source: RefSeq, a predicted model, not a curated record